UUAAUUUGCUCCAUUAUGUGGUUAAUUGGUCCAUUUGCCAUCAACCGCCAAAGUAAUACAAGCAUCACGACUCAACUCCGAAAUAAAAGGUUGAUAAUAGAAGGACAAAGGGCUUGAAAUAUAAUGGAAUUGAAAACGAAAUAUCUUGAAUUUGUCUGAAAGCAGAUUUGUGGCCGGUAAUGUUGACGUAAGAUAGUGUUUUUAGCUUUAUGUAGAUGCGAUUGCCUUGACAUUGCAGGGUUGAGGAGGCACGAUGUUGCUUGCUCUAGCAGAACGACUCAAUAGUUUUGUUUGCGUGAAGUUGGCCGAUUUGUUUGCAUCAAAUAUCUGAGCGUUGGUGACAGCUAAUCAUUCAGCGUUUGCAGAAAAUCUAAAGGAGCCUUGAUCGCGACGAGUUACUGAGUAUCGUUAGAUCUGCGUACUGGCUCCUCAACUAACCAAGAUGUCGACGAUAUUUCGACUAUUUUAUGUACUAGUGGUGACUUUAUCCUUGAAAACGGCCAAAAAUAAGAUCUUUGGAUAUCAAGAUAUCGAGUCUAAAGGAAUAGAGUUCAACUGCUCAGUUUCAGAGUUAAAUCACUUUAACACUUCACUAUUCAACAUCUUGUAUCCAGCAAAUAUCAGAACGUUCUAUCAGCAUUCGAUUCAAUAUUGGCCUCCAAAUGUUUCUCAAAAGAAGAAAAGUGUUACACCGACCCCACAUAAGAUGUCCGAUCUGUAUAACAAUACUGUACUCAAUCAAAGGACACGUAAACCACGAACUUGUACGAUUCUACGAACAGCAAUAACAAACAAUUUUUAUCCAGUUGAAGGGUUGCUGGUAUUCGUCAUUAAUUUAACUCACACUUUCGUGAGCUGGAAACGAGUCAAGGCACCCCCAGGGGCCAACAUCACAUACAAGACCUUUAUGAAUAAGGGCUCAGAUGGCAAUCAGAAUAUAGAGCUUGUGUGUCAUGGCAACAAAACCGGUUGUCUCUUUAAGAAAGAUAAGCUUCCAAUGAGCUUUGAUAUCUACGUCAAUGUACACGCGGUACAAGCACCAAGGUUACAAAUUAACGUCACUGCCGUCGGAUGGAACUUCAUUCAACUCGCCUGGAACUCGGUGUCCCGUUACUAUGGAAACGUGAAUUACUCGGUCCUGUUUUUGUCAAAYAACAGAGGUGAUAAAAUUAUGGCCAAUCAUGAGCAAGCAAAGUUGGAUGACCUUCAGCAGUAUACGACAUACUCUAUUCAAGUACAUGCUGUGAGGAAUGGUAAAGUCGUAGUGCUGUCUGACUGGACGUUUGUCAUAACCUCUGACUAUGAUGAAUGUAAGAACAACGACCACAACUGUGGACCUAAUGGUUGGUGCGUCAAUAACCAAGGAUCAUUCUUCUGUCAGACGUGUAAUAAAGGAUAUAAAAUAAAAGGAAACAACUGCGCGGAUUAUGAUGAGUGUAAGGAAAAUGAUCACAAGUGCGACGCCAAAGCAGAAUGUAUCAACACCGAGGGAUCGUACACGUGCAGGUGUAAUCAAGGCUACACAGGAGAUGGAUUCACAUGCACAAGGGUCCCAUCUCAAGAACUGAUCUCGAAGAAAUGUAGCAAAGAGAAGCAGAUGACAAGCUGGGAUGAUGAUGAUUUUAGCCACUGCGUCAAUAAAAAGAUAGCCAACUUAUAUGAUGAGCUCAAGGGAAACACCGCUGACCCUGUUGCUGUUGCUAAACAGCUGGCUCAGCUCAUCAACAUCGACCAAUCAGGACCUCUAUAUGCCAGUGAUUUAAAACUCGUUAUCAACACAUUAGAGAUCUUGUCAAGAGAGGAUGUACUAGAUCGACUGAGCGGUAGAGAAGAUCAUACUAAAGUCAAUGAUUAUGGAAUGUCUGUCCUGAAUAUAACAAAUGGAAUCCUUGACGAAAAACUAUUGCCAUUAUGGACACAAGUACCAGAGGGUUCAGCAGCUACACUCGCCAAUAAAGUGAUAGAAACAAACGAUCGAAUUGCGCUGCUUCUAUCAAAGAACAACACAAAAGAUGUCUACACAGAAAAGAAAAACAUUGUGUUGUCUGUAAGAGGAAUACCAGUGGACGGCGAUUUAACUGACCAGCUGUUACCACCCAGCAGUGGUAUGCGCGAAGGAAGUGUCCGUGUGCCCGCGUCAGUACUGAAACAUCAGAACUCCAGCAAAGGAAUGCGAUAUCUGUCGUUUKUAUCUUACAAGACACUCAAUGAAGUACUCCAAACUAAACUAGACGAUGAGUUUAACGUCUUGUCGCCUGUCAUAUCAGUCACACUCACACCUCUUUCCAAAAACGAGUUUGACCAGCCUGUAGUGAUAACCAUCAAGCAACCUAAGGAUGAUAUACCUGGAGAACCGACUUGCGGCUUCCUCAACGUCUCCAAAAGUGAUGAUAUAUCCUGGUCAACAGAAGGCUGUGAAGUGGGAUCAUCUAACGGCACACACGUUCAGUGUCUGUGCUAUCACCUGACCAGCUUUGCUGUUCUUAUGCAAGUAAAAGAUGUCGACGCUGAAGCAAUCGAGAAAGAGCAUCACUUUGCCCUGAGCAUUAUUUCAUACAUCGGUCUCUGUUCUUCAAUAGUCGCUUUAUUAGUCGUCUUUUUUACAUUCGCAUUCAUAAGGUUUCUCAAACUCCCUCGUCACUUCAUUCAUGCGAACCUUGCACUGUCAUUGGCUCUUGCUCACGGGACGUUCCUGUUUGGUAUCAACAGAACGGAAGCCAAGAUCUUGUGUAAAGCCGUAGCCAUUGCACUUCACUAUCUCUUCCUGGUGGCAUUCACAUGGAUGGCACUUGAAGGUGUUGUCUUGUACCUGAUGCUUGUCAAGGUCUUCCACAGCAGCAUGUCCAGUAAAAAGAUCAAGUUCAUCUUCUUCCUUUGUGGCUGGGGAAUCCCAGCUGUAAUUGUUUCUGUGUCAAGUGCUAUCUACCACGAAGGCUAUGGAACAGGAAACUUUUGCUGGCUGUCUCUGGACCGUGAGUUUGUCUGGGCAUUCGUUGCACCCGUUCUGGCAGUCAUCGCAUUUAAUUUCAUUUGUCUUGGUGGGACAUUCUACGUUAUGGCCAAACGUGGAAGCAACUGUAACGCAGAAAAUAAGGUGGACAAACUAAGGUACUGGACACGAUCAUGCUGUCUCCUGACGUGCAUCCUGGGAGUCACGUGGUUACUGGGUGUUUUCUUCGUCAAUAAACACAGUAUCUUCAUGGCGUAUCUCUUCAGUAUUCUCAACGCCUUUCAGGGACUGAUGAUAUUUCUACUGCAUUGUAUCGGAGAUCGAAAGAUUCGUGCUGCGUAUAUCAGCAUUCUAAGGUGUAAUCCAGAUCCUUACGGUUCAUCCAGUGGUGGAGCUAAACUUCUGUACAAACAAAGCCUGGCAAGUCGAUCAGGAUCGGCACGUGACCACCCAUCUGACGAAGGAACUGGUGAAGACCAAAAAUGUCCCGAAAAGCAGGAAAAGUCGUUAUUAAAAACACCUGGUGUUUUGAAGCAAACUGAGAUGAAAGGCGCGAAAAAAGAAACAAGUAAAUCAGUACGUAUAAAUGAAGAACCCGCCUCGAGACCUUACGCGUCUGCAUACGGAGAAAUCGCAAACCUCGAGUUGUCGCCUCUCAGCAAAACAGAAUCAUUUAAAGAAGCCUCGACACCCCUGAUCAGUGAAGCGAACCCUGAUACCUACCCUGACUCUACACAGAUGAAGUUACAUCCACAAUGGGUUUAACACUACGACCAACAUGAGUAAUAUAUUGAGAUAAUAAUCGAGUGAUUGGGGUAACAGGAUUUUAAGGUUCCCAGUCAAUCCCAUCAUUCCUAGCAAUCUCAUUCUAAGUGCCCACGUUGCCUUUGGUCUGCUAUAAUAUAGCAGACGAUAAACAUGUACUCUGACGAUUAGAUUUUGGUGUAGUUUGCUAAUAGGCCUAAUUCGCUGGAUGGGACCUCAAUCAAUCCCAUCAUUCCUAACAAUCAAAUACUUGGAGUCGGCGUUCGUUUUGUUCUACAUAAAAAUAGCGAAGUACUUAGAGGAAUUAUUAAUACUACCACUUUCUAAUUGGCUAUAAAGCAGAACACUAAAAUUGACCAAAAUAAACUGGCUAAAAUGGAACCGGAAAAAACCUUUGGUUUUAGAAGUCGACCACUGCCCGGAAAUAAACGAAGGCUCUUAUAA
Actinia tenebrosa (Australian red waratah sea anemone) is the source of this 4159-nucleotide messenger RNA. RefSeq names its product adhesion G protein-coupled receptor L4. Lineage: Eukaryota; Metazoa; Cnidaria; Anthozoa; Actiniaria; Actiniidae. Gene Ontology annotation, biological process: adenylate cyclase-activating G protein-coupled receptor signaling pathway; cell surface receptor signaling pathway. The record is from RefSeq and is a predicted model, not a curated record. Gene Ontology annotation, cellular component: plasma membrane. Gene Ontology annotation, molecular function: calcium ion binding; protein binding; G protein-coupled receptor activity.